This is a messenger RNA of Diospyros lotus (date-plum), 2072 nucleotides long. Its product is annotated as AP2-like ethylene-responsive transcription factor PLT2. The transcript is spliced from 10 exons. Lineage: Eukaryota; Viridiplantae; Streptophyta; Magnoliopsida; Ericales; Ebenaceae. The record is from RefSeq and is a predicted model, not a curated record. Gene Ontology annotation, biological process: regulation of DNA-templated transcription. Gene Ontology annotation, molecular function: DNA-binding transcription factor activity; DNA binding. The coding region runs from base 169 to 1854 and encodes 561 amino acids.
CCUUUUUCACCUCUUCUCCUUCCCUUCUUAUGUUCUUACUUUCUUCAUCACACAUAAGAAACACUGUAGAGAGGGGGAGAGAGAGAGAGAGACUGGACUGGUGUGCAGACUACUCGCUGGGAGAAAUUUGAUUGAUCGAUAGAUAAAAGUAGUUGAUUCCUCAAGGUUAUGGGUUCCAUGAAUUCAAACAACUGGCUUUCGUUCCCUCUUUCCCCGAAUCAGUCUUCUUUACCACCAAGUUUGCAUGCGUCUCAUCAGUCUCACCAUUUUUCUCUAGGGUUAGUAAACGAUAAUAUCGAUAACGCUUUUCAAAACCAAGUAGAGUGGAAUUUGAUCAACGCUCAAGGCAGCGGCGAAGUUCCAAAGGUUGCAGAUUUUCUCGGAGUGAGCAGCAAAUCUGAUCAGAACCACUCAGAUCUUGUGCCUUACAAUCAAAUUCGGGCCAACGAUACUGACUACCUAUUUCCAAGCAACAGUCUCGUACCAGUUCACAGCACAUUAGGAACAACUACUGCCAAUAACUAUGUAGAUCUUCAAGAAAAUGCCAGCAAUAUGCAGUCAUUGACACUGUCCAUGGGCAGUGGCAAAGGCUCUACAUCCGAAACCAGCAUUGAGAAUAGCAAUAGCAACACUACUGCUACGGCUGCUGAAGGUGCUCCCAGAAGGACUUUGGAUACGUUUGGCCAGAGAACCUCAAUAUAUAGAGGUGUAACAAGGCAUAGAUGGACAGGAAGGUAUGAAGCUCAUCUCUGGGAUAACAGUUGUAGAAGGGAAGGCCAAUCGAGGAAAGGUCGUCAAGUCUAUUUGGGUGGGUAUGACAAAGAAGAGAAAGCUGCAAGGGCUUAUGAUCUGGCUGCGCUCAAGUACUGGGGAACAUCUACCACUACAAACUUCCCUAUAAGUAAUUACGAGAAGGAACUUGAAGAGAUGAAACAUAUGACCAGACAAGAAUUUGUGGCCGCAAUUCGAAGGAAGAGUAGUGGCUUCUCUAGGGGUGCGUCAAUGUAUCGUGGGGUUACAAGGCACCACCAGCAUGGAAGAUGGCAAGCAAGGAUUGGAAGAGUCGCCGGAAACAAGGACCUGUAUCUGGGAACAUUCAGUACGGAGGAGGAAGCAGCCGAAGCUUAUGACAUUGCGGCAAUAAAGUUCAGAGGGCUCAACGCAGUGACAAACUUCGACAUGAGCCGCUACGACGUGAAGGCGAUUCUUGAGAGUAACACUUUGCCAAUUGGAGGAGGCGCAGCCAAGAGAUUGAAGGAAGCCCAAGCCAUUGAAUCUUCGAGAAAACGCGACGAGAUGAUCGCCAUCGGCUCAACCUUCCAAUAUGGAAGCUCAAGCUCGGCCAGUUUCCACCCUUACUCUCUAGUACAACAGCAGCAGCAGCAGCAGCAGCAGCAACCAUACGAGCAAGCUCAGCCUUUACUAUCUUUGCAAAGCCAUGAGAAUUACCAUCUUCAAGACUCCCAGUUUCACCAGAAUUUCCUCCAAACGCAGCUGCAGCUGCACCAGCAACCUAGCUCCUACUUGAAUCCUUCCAACCAGAAUUCCCAUUUCUACAACAAUUAUCUUCAGAAUAACCCGGUUUUGCUUCAUGGAUUGAUGAACAUGGGCUCCUCGUCCUCGGUCAUGGAAAAUACCGGCAGUUCCAGUGGAAGCUACAGUGGAGGGUAUUUGGGAAAUGGGCUUGGGAUUGCUUCAAAUUCUACAGCCACCAACGCCGGCGGUGGCUCUGCUGCCGAUCAACUGGCGCUUGUGAAGAUUGAUUACGACGUGCCGUCGGCCCCCUAUGGCAGCUGGUCCUGUGACUCGGUUCAAGGAUCCAAUCCUGGGGAUUUUUCAAUGUGGAACGAAUGAAGAGCUGUGGAUGAAGAGGAAGAAACAAUGCUUGGUUUCAGCAAUUUAAUUACCUUUGGUUUUAUGCGUUUCACAUAAGUAGCAUCAAUUAAUGUCUCAUAGGAACAACUAAAAGCAGCAGGCCUGUGCGCUUAGUAAUGAUUAUCCUUCCUAAGUCUCAUCUCUUUCUUGAAUUCACCUUUCUCCUUUUUAAGGUUUACUUUGCUUGUUUUUUUUUU